AUGCCACAAUGUGGACACUUGCAAGUGCAUUACCACAACGAUCAUGCAGACCAAGUUCAACCAAAAGUCCAAAAAGGCCAGAAAUUUCUAGCAGAACCUCGCCAAGUUACUACGAGACCCACAUUGUCUGAAAAGGGCGUGAUUUGCGCGACGGGCAUUGUUUGUGUAACCGGUCGCACAGGCUCAUCGUGGUUUCGCCCAUGCCAUCACCCGUCUCUGCAGCUCGUUCAACAACACCCGCCUGCCCACCUCAUAGGGCAUUUGCAUCAACAACAGCUCCUGGCAGAGCAGAUGGAAAAUGGACGUUAUGUUGGAGGAAAUGACGAGAGUCUGAUGGUAGAGCAGCUGCAAAUGCAGUAA
Molecule: messenger RNA, 360 nt
Organism: Fusarium odoratissimum NRRL 54006
Lineage: Eukaryota; Fungi; Ascomycota; Sordariomycetes; Hypocreales; Nectriaceae
Exons: 2
Coding region: 1-360 (119 amino acids)
Source: RefSeq, a predicted model, not a curated record